UUUUUCAAGGUGUUACAACAUUUUUGGGACACCCUGUAUAAAUCCCUAGUGCUUAUGUUAUAUAACUAUAUCACAGUCAAAAAAGAAUUUUGCAAUUAUUUUGACUAUCCGAGAGUUUACGUUUUUCAAUAGGUCUUCGAUUGACGGGGCUCCUUUAACUCCCAAUUUCUCUAAACUCUCCCUCAUGAUUCUCCUUUCGUUCUUAAAUUUGUUGCAUAUCCACAAUAUAGAGAUAAGAAUCUGCAAAUCUGUGCUGACACCUAUGUUAACUAGUUUAAACGAAGGCUCUUCGCGAAUUGCCGAAGUCUACUCCUAUGAAUCAGCGACUCGUUAGAAUUGUAUGGUCAGCGAAUCAUUAAAAUUCAGUGCACCAUAGAAGGCACUCGACAAAUGGUAACUUGACACUCGAGCAGCGCCUGUUAUGGGAAAAUCGAGUGUGGCGUUCGUGGAAGCGACGUGCAGAUCGAGAAUAAAAACUGUUAGGUAAAUAAGGAACCGCUCGCGCGUGCCUCCGGAUCAUGUUUGCUCGCUAGUGCAUCGUUGCAUUCGGUGAAACAAGCGUGGAACCACGGAUGGUACAAAUUCUUAUCUAAAUCAAAAUGUUCAACAAUAAACAAAGAUAAUACGUUAGUCCGAAUUGGAAUGACAGAAUUGUAUUUGUUCGUUACUAAUGAUCGAUCGAUUAAUUAAUAAGCACAAGUAAUAUUGAACUUUCAAAAUAUUCAAAUAAAUGUUUCGACAUUUUAGUUCGAGGUAGGAAGUCUGGCUCUCCUGCUCCAUCUAUUAUAUAAUAUCUCUGUAAUUUAAUCGCUACCUUCAACUUCACGUCACGCUCCUGGAUAGAUACAUUUUACUGGGUAGCAAACUUUAAUUGCAAACAGCCCACACGUUGCCUCCCACGCCAUCCCAAACACUCGACGUUCGCGCUUAACGCAGGAUAAGUUUAUUUACGUCCAACACUUGAGAUGUACGUUCAUCGCUGCAUUAUGAUACGUGAUUCGUACGCCUUGAACGUGAUCGGAAUUAAGUAGUUUCGAUUGUUAGAGUAGAAUAUUUCUGUAAGAGAAAGGAAGAUCCACAAGGACGAUAGGGCAUCCAAACGGAGUUUAUUUUUAUAUCACACGGCAACAAUAUUUAAAAAAAAUAAAAGUUCCAGUAUCUGGUACACUUCUAUUCAGAAAAACAAAAAUUAUUUCCACUUGUCUAGGAUGUACUAGUUUAUAUGUAUACGUAAUAGGUUAUCUGGUUUCAGAGUUACUUUAUGUUUGAAAUACAUUCGUGUUAUCUUGCUUCAUGAAGUAGCUGUAAAAAUAACCAUGUUGGAAUGAUGAAAUACUUUGAACAUUAAGACGGUAGCCUCUUGAUAGAUGAAAUUUCAAAUAUUGUUGAUAAAUCGGAAAUAGAAGCUGAUGUAAUAAUUAUUUGUAACGCACGGGCAAAAUGUUUAUCUAAUUUGUCUGAAUAAUAAAUUAUUUGGUAAUCUAGAUAAAAUUGUGCUCAACUGGGCGUUAUAGUACCAUUUGUCUAUUCUCCCAAUAUCCUUUGUUCUCCCAUCGUCACAAUUAAAUAACGAUACGAGAUCAAAGAAAGUAUUCCGGAAUAUUACGUGUAGGUUGAAAAUCCUCGAAGAAACGAUGGGAAACAUCCAGGUCGUUUUUACGCAAAAGCAGGGACCACCGUCGGCCUUGAAAACGAGUUCCGAACACAGUUUGGAAUUCACCGACUCCCAUUGCUUAGGAACGUUUGAUUUCGCGAUCGUUUUCUUCGUAGGCAACAUUUCCCGUAAAUCUCUCGCAUCCGCAAAGAACGAGCAACGCUCUCUUUAUCUUAUCGAGACGGUUUAUGACUGCAUCCAACGUUGCGAGAGGGGAGACCUUCGUAUAGGGGAAGAUAAUAUUUUAUAAAAAAAAAAAAUCGCCACUUUUGAUUCUGAUAAUGUAAAUAAAAAUUUAUUCGUGUUCGAUUAACGGUUUUACAAAUAGUUUAGUCUAGUUUCCGAGGUGACUUCGAAAACAAACAAAGCUAUUGCAACGUUGUAACGUUGCAAAAGUGUUCCGACGCAAUAUUGCCUUACAACGUUUCGAAAACAUUCCAGCAAUGUGACUACGAUAUGGUGCUGAAAAUAUUUUGAGAACAUUCCAUGAUAAAACCACUAUUACUUCCAAGCAAGGCUGUGUCUAUAUAUUUUGGCGCCUGGGUCAACGCUGGAACGCACGGUCUUUCGUUUGUCCCAAAGUAGUUUGUGGUAAAGCAUUUGGUGGUGUUUAGUAUUAUUGUGAGCUAUACAAGAAAUUAAAUAAAAAAUUUAAAAACAGAAUUAUUGCUUGUUUUUCAAAAUAAUACUGUAGUCAUUUAAAAAUAUCGCUGAAACGUUUCAAGAAUAUUAGUGUAAUCUUUAAAAAAACAUUGCUGCAAUACUUGAAACGGAAAUACAGUAACAGUAUUCAGACGGUACUCCCACAAUGUUGCAUUAACACGUUGACUGCUGGUCGAAUAUUUUUGAAAAUUUCUGGUAGGGUUAAAUGUUAUUUAGACUAUUGGAGAUUACUUAAUCAGAUUUUUCUAACUUCAUUUAAAUUCAUUUCCUUUGAUGCUUAACUUUCAGAAUGAAUUGUUUUAGUUGUUCAGUGAAAAGCAUCGUCAGCAAUAUGUGUGUGAGAUGGCGAUCAACGUAUUAAGGUUACGCGCGUUGCGAGCAAGAACUGUUCGUUAGAAUUGUACGUCCGCUCCUGCAGAAACGAGGGAAAUACUAUGGCGAGAGCGAAAGAGAGAAAGGCGAGCAUAGUUCCUUGCCAAGCGAAUGUUGGCAGCGCUCGAAGAGCGGCCAAACCGGUCGUGCGGAGUCGUCGAGACACUUAGAGACGCUUGGGCUGCGUGGUGCCCUGGGUAAACAAAAGAUGGUACGGAACGGCGUCGUGUAAUACAGUCGUGGCUGGAAGAGGGUGUCUCGACGGCGACGCUGCCAACAGUCGACGCCGACGAUCGAUUCGUGAAUCGAUUAUCAUCACUGUUGCUCUUUUCCGGUCGUCUCCCUUGGGGAACCGAGCGAAAUGACACUCAGGUAAGUGACAAAUUCUGUUAAACACUAAUAAUGCUCGAACCUCUCACGAAUGUACACAUGUAUAUCAUCUACGCCCAUGUACAAAGAAAACUAAAGCGUCCCCUCGUUCAUUUAUUUUUAUGGAUUUCUAUUUGUUUUGUAUUCAUCGUUCUUAACAUGAAAUACAUGAGAAAAAAAUUAUAUUUGUUUCCCAUAUGACUCGCAAUUAAUAUCACAAUUAAUAACACAAUCGUUCUUCGACUUAUGGAUGCAUUGAUGUUUUGUACAAUAUGCCUAUUAUUAUUGUUAGUCUUACUAUUCUUUUCUUAAUUUAUUUCGUCUUCUGUCUCUAUUUUGCACUUAUUUAUUCAUCUAUUUUACAAUUUCCUCCGUUGAAUACAGAUACGAUUUUUCUGCAGGACUCUGAGCUUUAUUUGCUUCGUUAUGAAAGACCACGAUAAAAAACGAUUUAAGAAAUACUACCGCGGAAUCUGUCUUCUUUAAUCCGACUUGAGCCCCGAUAAAAUUAUAAUGGACAGUUUGAAUCGCGACACAGAUUUCUUCUUUCUUCGUUCCUGUUAGUGACACAUCCAAGUAUGUGCACACGAGUGCAAUGCGAGUCAGCGAAGUUACACGGUAUGACGAAUUGGGUCGACUUUAUAUGCACUUCCCUAUUUACGGGUUCGUUUAGUCCGUCGUCAAGUCUUUCGAUUAGUGUAUCGCGUUUGUGAUCGCGAACAUUAUUCCGUUAGAAUUUCGUUAGAAUCCGCUCCGAGCACGUGGCACUCUGCCAAUGGAAAAAUAACUCGUCGACUGUUUUAACAACCACCGAUAACUGUGAAAAUUUGUGCCUUUGAAAUCAGACAAUCCGUCGUUCUUAUCAACUUAUCGAUUGAAAGAACUUGCAACGAAAGUUCGAUUACUGGAAAAUUGAAAUAAAGUUGGAAAUUAUGGAAAUGUAAAUGAACUCCUGUAAAAGAAAUCGGUGCCCGUUGAUGUGAUAUAAUUGUUAAACUAGUCUGUAGCGAUUGAUCGAUAACGCCCGAUUGGCGCGAUGGCUACGAAAAUCAAAAUGGAACACGUUCGAAGCUACAUCGAUCCGCAGAUCGGCAAUCCUGCGAAAAGUACGGGGAAUUUCAUCGAAUGGAACGUUGAUAUGAACGUGACCAUCUCGAACGUGAAGAAAUCAAAGAUGUUCCAAAGAUCGCGCGGUAUUGUCGUUUUUCUCUUGGUGAUCGUUUUCGCUGUUAUCCUAUCUCACCUUAGAAAGGAAGUGCGCGCCCUACAAGUGCAGAUGCAAUCCGUGAACGUCAACCUAUUGAUACUGAUGUCCAAGUACGACAGGUUGAACAGAAGCUUCAAUCGAGCUUGGAGUCAACGGCCCGACAAGUUCCUCGAGCAGAGGAACAUGCACGACGUAAAACGGAUCUUGGACGGAGCUGCGUCGGCCUCCAAAGUCAUUCAAGUAUUCGAUGAAAUUCGCAAUGCGUCGAAUGGAAAUUCCUAUACUUACAACUCGGUUGCUCCCUAUUUAAAUUCUACUAGAAACUCGGAGGACGAAUUCUCGUCGAAUAACAACAUUCGCGGAACGAACAAGGGGAACUAUAUAACAAUUCCAAAAACGUCGACGGAGUUGGAAAACAAAAUAAACAACUUCGGCAAUAAAGAUGAAACUAAUUUAAGGAUCGAAAGGGCAAUAUUGACGGUAGAAAAGCAAAAUUCGACAAACAGACACAGUGAUCUGAAUAGUGACGAUGUCACGGAUAAUAGUAAUAUUAAAGAUGAUUAUGAUGACGAUGAGUCUGAUAUAUGGAAUGAACCUCGUACUGGAAGGGCAAGAAGAGACGAGGGAAGAGGUAAAAAACGGGGAAAGAACAAAAGGCGGCCCAAACGCAGUCGCAGGCGAUUGGGACCUUUGGUGGCAACGUUUGUCGGAGCGAUUCCCGAGCAGCACAUCACAGAUACAGUUUACAUUGGUCCAUGGGUCAAAAGCGUCAAAAGUAAUACUCAGUAUAGUCUAAAUAAAUUCCAUUUGGUCGAAGACAAAAAAUCCAUAGAAGUUACAACAACCGGUUUAUACAUGAUUUCUGCUCAGAUUUUUUAUUUCGGCGAACCAACAAAUUAUUCCUACUGGAUACUAUUAAGUUCAGAAGGCAAAUCCACGACACAAAAACUCGUAAAAUGUUCUACAGCGUCUUCGACGACGGCCACAGAAGUGUCAUGUUACACAAGCGUCAUCACGCCCUUACAAAGAGGUGACAGAGUUCAUAUUCAACAACAGGAGAAAAAUAGAUUAAUCAAUAUGCGAGAAGGACAUAGUUACGUACAACUUGUACUUCUGUCUAAUAACACUCGUAGAAAACGUCUGCGGUGAAACAAUACGAUACAAAUGAAAAUUAAGGUUGAGUGUAAUUUACCGAGGAACGAUUAACGCUUAUGUUAAUUUAAUGGCGAUUCAAAUGUAGUUUAACACUUCGUAACCCAAACUAUUUUUGGCUUCUUGUUACAGAAGGUUAAGCUCCAUAAAAGUGAUACAUAACAAAAAUCGUGUACAGUACUUGUUUACGUUACUUUUUGUGCAAAUAUUGUUUUUCGUUUUAAUUUUCAGGAGAAUUUGUUGUAAAAAUAAUUUCCGACUACAAAGAUACCAGCAUUUAUCUCUUUCGCGUAAGCAAAGCUUCGAUUUUAUGUACAAUUGUCUUAAGAUUUCAUAAUGGAUACAAACUGUACAAAGUAUAAUGUUAGAUUGUAAAUAAAUUAGAUUGGUGCUUAUUUUCGUAUUAUCGUAUUCGGGUUUUUAUAUACAGUCACUGAAAUUUGCACUUAACAUUAUACCUUUGUACAUUUAGCAUUUAACUUAAGACAAAUAACAAUUGACGAUGUGAUGUUACGUUUUAAGAAGAGUCAGUAAGAUUAAUUAACGCAGCAUAUUACUGCGUUAUUAUUUGAUACUAAGAUUAUAUACUAUUACGGAGAUGCCAUAUUGUUGAAAAAUUUUUUUUAAGAAGAUUGUGGAAGUAUACAGACUUCGAAUAGAAAAUAUAUUUUUCAGUUUUUUACAUUUUUUUAUAUUGUUUACAACAUUUAUAUUCAAUGUUAAUGUCAAACACAAAAUAUAAAUAAACGAAACAGAAGAAAGUUCACAAAGUA
Molecule: messenger RNA, 6190 nt
Organism: Hylaeus volcanicus
Lineage: Eukaryota; Metazoa; Arthropoda; Insecta; Hymenoptera; Colletidae
Exons: 7
Coding region: 4095-5414 (439 amino acids)
Biological process (GO): immune response
Cellular component (GO): membrane
Molecular function (GO): receptor ligand activity; tumor necrosis factor receptor binding
Source: RefSeq, a predicted model, not a curated record